AUGAAGAAAUUCACUGGUAUUGUGAUUAUCAUGGCAUUGGUUCUGAUGCAAAACGUCGACCAAACUGAAGGAUUUGGUGAGUUUAGUGACAGAAUUAUGAUUAAUAAAUAUAUCUCACAUGCAUUUGCGAAAAAUGAAGAUCCAAAGGAUCAACAUCUGUGCAUCAAACACCAAGCCCUAUCUUAUGUAAUGAAAAAUUUACACACACCUCCCGUUUCUGCCAACUCCACCGGGGUAAAACUAAUAACUGUUCGAUCGCUGGCAUUGAAAGGUUCCGCAACCUAAAUAAUUAAUUUAGUUUUGUGAACUUCACUUGCGCUCUUCGCCAACAAUAGCCCCUGUUUCAGUUUUCCAAAUGUAGGUGACCGUAAAAUUCCGAAAAUAAGCCCCUCCAUGUAUAAGCCCCUCCAAGUAUACGCCCCCUAACCCCUCCGUUAAAUCGCCCCUCCGAAUAUAAGCCCCCCGGAGGGCUUGUACUUGUCCUCGAAUACAAAGUAAAACAAAGCAAAAAUGGUAAAUUACCUUCCCACUACAAGCUAGCCCAAUCGAUUUUGAAACGCAAAUAAGCCACUCCGAAUAUAAGCCCCUCCAAAAAUAAGCCCCUCAAAAAGGGCCUUUGAAAAAUAUAAGCCCCGGGGCUUAUUUUCGGAAUUUUACGGUAUGUCCGCGAGAACUGUUUCUUUAUAUGUACGCAUAAUUUAUGAAGAGACAAAGGGGCAAAUUCCCCCGAUACCUUCAUUGUGAAAAUAAAAAAUACAAGCUAAAAAGGUCCAUUGCAUCCAGGAAUUAUUAUUUGCAUAUACAAUUGUCUUCCUAAGUAUAGCUGAUUAUCCCUUUAAAAAGAUUAUUGGAACAGAUCUAUUUUGGAAUAUAUUUGACUGAAAACCUUUGAAAUGAAAAUGUGUAAAGCUGUGGAAAGGUUUGUCAGUCUUUAGUAGAUGGGUAAUGGAUGGGUCAUAGACAACUGGCACAAGUCCCUCCAUUAUUCAGGCAAGGCUAUUCACUGAUGUCUGGUAGGCCGGGUGGCGUCGACGCGUCGUACUAGGUACAUAAGGCCAUGAAAGAUGGAGUAAAGGAUUUCAAAUUUCAUUACAGCUCCAGGCGGCUGCAAUGUUCCCAUGCAUCGUGGUUCUGGAGGGAUUGCCAAUGGAAACAACCGUCCCAGGGGUCAUGGUUUUGAAGUCAACGUUGGACAGCAGAAACGAGACGGUAGCCAUUGGAAUGUGAAGUACAAAAACAACCGAGACGAGCACAAUAUUAAUGUCAACGCAGGGCAACAGAAACCUAAUGGCGAUCAUUGGAAUGUUGAUUAUACUCAUGAUAUGAAAGAAAAUAAGUAA
Messenger RNA from Porites evermanni, 1340 nucleotides. NCBI's taxonomy places the organism in Eukaryota, Metazoa, Cnidaria, Anthozoa, Scleractinia, Poritidae. The record is from the annotation of a GenBank genome assembly.